AUGCCUUCCCCUCGUGAAUCUACUCGGCGCGUCGGCGCAACAAUACUUCGCACUCCUUCGCACGAAGCUGCUGAUCGCGAUGAGUUCGUGCGAAACAUGACCACGGCCGCUUACAAAGACUGGCCGAACAAGGCCGGGUUUGAUGGCCUCACAGAGGAGCGCGGCCCUAUACAGCUGACUAUCAGAGGGAAUAUUCCGGCCUGGGCAGCUGGCUCCCUCUAUCGGACUGGCCCCGGUGCAUGCAAGGUGGAGGGCACCCCAAGGGGAACAGAAUACGUCUCGCACUGGUUCGAUGGCUUCGCCCACACGCAUAGGUUCGACAUCCUUCCUCCGGAAGAGGGGACAGACGGUCCAGCGCGAGUUCUCUAUUCGUCCCGGCGGCAGGCGGAGCGGCUUGUUGAGGAUAUUCGAGCACGCGGAAUGGGUAGCCACUACUCCUUCGGUCAGCGCCGCGAUCCUUGUCUGGGCCUGUUUUCCAAGUUCAUGAGCGUCUUCCGAAGAUCCCCUCCAGACCUGCACAACGUCUCGGUCAUGGUCGACACCAACUGGCCAGGGUUUCCGGCCAGAACCAGAGCCAUCAAGGAAGAAGCAAAAGUCACAACUGGUGGCCAUCGCAGCGGAAUACAAAAUGUGUGGUUGACGACCGACGCGGCGCAGUUGGUCGAAAUCGACAGUGACACCCUCGAACCCAUUGGUGCGGCGAGGCAAACGGCGCUCCAUCCGGACCUCAAGGGGCCUCUUUCAUCCGCACAUGCCCAGCGCGAUCAUGAGACAGGAGACGCAUACAACUUUAAUCUAGAACUCGGAAAGACUUCCACAUACCGGAUUUUCCGGGUCAACGCAGCCACAGGAACCACGGACAUUCUUGCCACCGUUUCCGACCUUGUGCGGCCUAGCUAUAUCCACAGUUUCUUUCUCACCCCCAGCUUCGUCGUCCUGUGUAUCCCCGUGUCGCAUUAUGUGCUCAACGGCCUCACGAUGCCAUGGGAACGGAACAUCAUGAGCUCGAUUGAAGAGUUCGACGAGACCAAGCCUUGCAAAUGGCUCGUUGUCGACCGUCGCGGAAACAACGGUCUAGUCGCGGUAUUUGAAACGCCCGCCGGCUUUUUCUUCCACUCGGUCAACUCCUUCGAGGAGGCUACGGAAGACGGAACUGAAGUGUUCUGCGACUUCAUGGAGUAUCCUAACCAGGACAUUUUGAAGACCUUCUACUACGACGUCCUCCUCGACCGGGACGGCGCAACCGGCGCGUUCUGGAACGAGAAAAACAGGAUCCAGACGAUCCAGUCCCGCCUAGCCCGGUACCGGUUCCGAAUCCCGUCUCCCAAAUCGGGCGGCGGACCAGGUGGGCCUCACAAGGGCCGCGGCGUGCUCGUCUGGGCCAUCCCGUCCCCCCAUGCCGGCGAGCUACCGGUCGUCAACCCGGCCUACCAUUGCCGACGGUAUCGCUACGUCUACAGCGCGGCGAACCGCGGCCGCAGCACGCUCCUCGACAGCAUCGUCAAGACGGACACGGUGACGCGCGAGGCGCUGAUCUGGAGCGGGCCCCGGGGCCAUACGCCGGGGGAACCUAUUUUCGUGGCGCGGCCGGCGAAGGGGGGAGACGAGGAGGUUGCAGAGGAUGACGGCGUCCUUCUCAGCGUGGUGCUUGACGGGAGCGCGCAGCGGAGUUAUCUUCUCUGUCUGGAUGCAAAGACUCUCGAAGAGCUGGGUCGUGCUGAAUGUUCUUUCGCUGUACCUUUCGGGUUUCAUGGCGUUCAUGCGCCGGGUAGCAUGUAAUGAGGGAUGCAAUGACUUUGUUUUAUUUUUCUUCUCCUUUUUUAUUUAUUGUCAUUUUAUUUCUGGCGCAGGCAUGGAUAGGGUAGGGUUGGUGACGAGAUGCCUAUGGUCUAGGCUCGAGUGGGGAUUUCCAAGCAGGAAUCGAACUUUCGUGCGACUACUUUGUUGCUCGUGGUGAUGGCAUUCAUGGACCUCUCUCAUUGUUAAGAACACUGGGAGAUGUUCC
Sodiomyces alkalinus F11 is the source of this 2005-nucleotide messenger RNA. RefSeq names its product beta,beta-carotene 9',10'-dioxygenase. The transcript is spliced from 2 exons. Bases 1 to 1779 code for a protein of 592 amino acids. NCBI's taxonomy places the organism in Eukaryota, Fungi, Ascomycota, Sordariomycetes, Glomerellales, Plectosphaerellaceae. Gene Ontology annotation, molecular function: carotenoid dioxygenase activity. Gene Ontology annotation, biological process: carotene catabolic process. The record is from RefSeq and is a predicted model, not a curated record.